AAUCUCGUGUGAGAGACAAGGAAGCGAGUCGCGGAAAUGAAAUAAGUCCACCUCAUACUUUUGUUUAGCAGGUUUCGGGCGGACCUGGUUUUGUUGUCUUUUUCUCCUGACACGACGAACAUGGCAGAAUAGCCGACAUGUCCAGCAGCGCUGAGGGAAUAAUGUGGCCGCGUUUCGCCGCCGUUCCGUCGUGCUGAGGUCGUUCUGUCACUGACAGCUUCACCGAUGUGCAGCCUUGUUCUUCAGCUCGCCGAGGGAGACAACACAACGGUACAAUUGUAGGAAGAUGUUCCUGAAAACAUCUUUCACCACUCUGAUUGUCGGGGUGUUUGUGGUCUACGUGCUGCACACCUGCUGGGUGAUGUACGGGAUAGUCUACACUAAACCAUGCGACAAUCCCAAACAUGACAAAUGUAUCACGCCCUUCCUUGCCGGGAACCCGAAGCUGCAGUUAAGUAUCUACACUGCGUUACGGCCCAAUGCAGAUGGAGGACACAUGCUGAUCCACAAAGAGGACGAGUUUGAUAUCAACAGCAAGUUUGAAAGGACAGUAAAUGUGUCGCUCCCAAAGAAAACCCGUCACAAUGGAACUUUAUAUGCAGUGGUGUUUGUCCAUCAAGCUGGCGUGACUCCAUGGCAGGACCCAAAACAAGUCCAUAUGGUGGCUCAGCUCACAACCUACAUGGUCCCGAAGCCACCUGAAAUUUCUCUGAUCACUGGAGAGGAUCAAAAUCAGGGCCAGAAGGAAGAACCCCUGCAGAAGAAACAGCAUCGUGGCAAACCUGAAUUAGGAGGCGACGCUUCCAUCUCGGAUCACCCAGUAUCCCACUGGCGUUCCCGCCUGACGUUCAACAUUGUCGGCGACCACUUCCUGUUUGACAGAGACUACCUGCCCAGUGAUGUUCACAGAUACCUCAGAGUAUUCCAGAAUGGUAAAAAGAUGGUUUAUCUACCUCUGCUGUUUAUCGAUGAGCUCAGUAACCGAGUCAAAGACCUCGUGGAAAUCAACAGCACCACCAAAGAGCUUCCUCUGAUUAUCUCGUACGACUCCAUCUCCUUGGGCAGAUUACGGUUCUGGAUCCACAUGCAGGACGCCGUGUACUCACUGCAGCAGUUUGGUUUCACAGAGAAAGAUGCUGAUGAGAUUAAGGGGAUCUUUGUGGAUACAAACUUGUACUUCUUGGCUCUCACCUUUUUUGUUGCUGCCUUUCAUCUCCUCUUUGACUUCCUGGCCUUCAAGAAUGACAUCAGCUUCUGGAAGCAGAAGAAAAGCAUGGUGGGAAUGUCGACCAAAGCAGUGCUGUGGCGAUGUUUUAGCACCAUAGUCAUAUUCCUGUAUUUGUUGGACGAGCAGACCAGCCUGCUGGUCCUCAUACCUGCUGGCAUUGGUUCUGUCAUUGAAGUGUGGAAAGUAAAGAAAGCUUUUAAAAUUCAUGUUUUCUGGAAAGGAGGAAAACCAACAUUCCUGUUUGGGAAGUCGGAUGAAUCUGAGAAGAGAACCGAAGAGUAUGACACGCUGGCAAUGAAGUAUCUCUCGUACCUGCUUUAUCCUCUGUGUAUCGGUGGGGCUAUUUACGCCCUGAUAUUUCUGAGAUAUAAAAGUUGGUACUCGUGGUUGAUCAACAGUUUGGUUAACGGUGUGUAUGCCUUUGGAUUUCUCUUCAUGCUUCCUCAACUGUUUGUCAACUAUAAGCUAAAAUCUGUGGCCCACCUGCCCUGGAAAGCCUUCAUGUACAAGGCUUUCAACACUUUCAUUGAUGACGUAUUUGCGUUCAUCAUCACCAUGCCGACGUCUCACAGACUGGCGUGUUUCAGAGAUGACGUGGUGUUUCUCAUUUACCUCUACCAGAGAUGGCUCUACCCAGUGGACAAGACACGAGUCAAUGAAUACGGAGUUUCUUAUGACGACAAACCCAAAGGAAAGCAUCAUGAGGACUAGAGAGGAUGAAGUUAUUGGCUACCAUCUUGGAGUUUUUUUUUUUUUCUUUCUUUCUUUUUUCAAACACACUGGUGUUGUUUGUUUUCUUCUGAAUGGUGCAGAUUUAAACACACAAAAGAAACUUUUUUGUUUGUUUUAAUUGUUGUUGUUUGUUUGUGUGUUGACCCUUAAACAUCCUCAUGAUUUUCACUUUUCUUUCUCAUCAAAUUCACUAUGUCAGGUACUAGCAUUGAUUGCAGUUUUGUGGUGAUUUGCAAAACUGUACCUUUUUGGCUCGUGCAUACAGUAACCUAUCAGAAAAUGGAUGAUUGUAUCCACUGGCUAAAUGCAAAUUUUCAGGGCCAAGGAAUCCAGUGGUACUAAUUACAAAAAUGUAUAUGUGGGCCAAGUCACAUUUAUGACCGCCCAUAAAUGUGACUUUGCCCACAUAUACAUUUUUGCUGUCAUUUUCUGAUUGGCUUUUGCAUGCACCUUUUAAAAACAUAGCUUUACUGGUCUCCACAAAAUCAUGUCACGACCUUAACUGUUCUGUUACAUGAAAUCUUGACUGUUGUAAUAUCGGUGUUUUUUUUUCUUUACAGUUUGCAUGUUUUCUGCAAUAUGUAGAUCUGACAAGAUCAAAGUCAGCCAUGUAACUUUCUUUCUUUUCACGAUGCCAAAAUGAGCCACAUGAAAUGAAACGUCUGAUUUUACCGGUUGUUUGUCUAAUUCUGGGUUUUGUUUUGCUCCCCAAAAUAUGCUUCUGUUAUGUUUUGAAGCUGCCGAAUAAUGAACUGCCACAUUCCUUGUCCAUGGGACCACCAUCUUAAUAUGGUUGGUGUUUUCUUUCUGGGUUUGAUAUGUUUUUAAUGCAGUUGUAACUGUUGUUCACAUAAGCUCUGAUUCCUACCACUGAAAUGGCCAGUGAGCAACGUCAUGUUUGCAGGUAUUUCAUAUCAAUGACAAAACUUUUUUUUUAUGAUGUGAAUGUCUCUGAAACUGCCGAUAAGACUUUUCAAAACCAAGUAACAUCUGAAUACAGGUGAACCUCGAUAAUUCGCACAAGUUGGGAUCCACAAAGUCAAACCGCGAGUUAUCUUAAAUUGUGAGUUAUUGAGGUUGACCAACAUCUCUAAUGUUGCAGCUGGUGUAAUUUAAAGAGCGAUUUUUUUGCAAAAUGAUUUGCUCUUAAAAUCAGAGUUGAUUGAACGUGACAUAUUCCUUGGGGCAGAAUUGUUGAAACAUUUCAGUGAAAUGUCACCUGAUCCCAAAAUUAAUUUACACUUAAGUAGAAAAAUCUAAAAUGACAGAUCUUUAAAUUACAAAUGUGGUCAGAAGUAACUAAGCCUAUAGUCAGAAAGUGCAAGUCAAAGUAAUUGAGAAUGGUCAAAAAUGGAAAGCACUUCACGUUUAUUAAUUUUAGUUAUACUUUUUUUCAUCAAUGCAUAUAUGUUUGUUCUUUUUAUCUCUAGGGGUAUUUGUACAUAUUGCAACCAAGAUAAGCUGUGCCAAAUAUCAGAAUGAUGCUUUGAAUUUUUUUUGGUGGGGAAGUUCUUGCAGUAUAUUCCAUCGGUGUGUAUGCCCCCCAUUUAAAAAAAAAAAAAAAAAAAAUUACUGAAAUUCUAAGGGAAAGACAAAUGUAAAAUUUAAGAGAAGUAUUACCACAUUUUGGAUUUCCUCUAUAUUUUAUUUUUACCCCUGUAUGUGCAGUUUGUGUUUGUUAAAGAAAAGACUUCUUUGAAUGAUUGUAGGUGUCAUUCUUAUAUCAGAAUGUUGGGUCUGUGCACACAGGUUUGUUCUUGUUGAAAUGCAGCAGACACACAUUUGCCAGGAUUUUUGCUUAUGUUUGCCAUGUUUGUUUUAUAUUAAAUAAAACUGACGGGAUAUGUAGUUUGCACUUGAUU
Messenger RNA from Thalassophryne amazonica, 3822 nucleotides. RefSeq names its product CLPTM1 like (gene clptm1l). Gene Ontology annotation, cellular component: membrane; endomembrane system. The coding region runs from base 287 to 1939 and encodes 550 amino acids. The record is from RefSeq and is a predicted model, not a curated record. The transcript is spliced from 18 exons. Lineage: Eukaryota; Metazoa; Chordata; Actinopteri; Batrachoidiformes; Batrachoididae.